UGCGCCCCCCGCCCCUUCAGCCCAAACGCUCCAGUCUCGCGCUGAUUGUCUGGAGAACCGACGCUUCCUCCCCAACCAUCUAAUAUUCCGUUUUUCAGCUUGGUUUUCCAAUGGCCGCCCGGGGCGUGCUUUGCGACCAGCAGCUAAAUAGUUAAGGCGUUUUUUGCCGGAUGCACCCACACUCCAGCAGACCGCUACAGCACGAAGAUGGCGUCGGAGGGAGCGAGCGGAGAGCAGCCUCCCCCGGUUCAAACACUGGUCGCUGCGGCGCCGGGAGGUGUCGACACGAAAUGUGAUUUCAAUAUGGAUAACCUGAGCAAGCCGGAGCUGCUCACACUGCUCAGCAUCAUGGAAGGAGAGCUGGAGGCCCGGGAUCUGGUCAUCGAAGCACUGAGGGCUCAGAGAAAAGAGGUGUUUCUCCAAGACCGAUAUGGCCACUAUACCCUGACCGACCCCUUCCUGGCACUUCAGAGAGACUUUGAGUGCAGAGCCCCUGGUGGGGACAAAGAACGGCGGCCGUUGGGGUCCAGCCCUAUCUCCGUCCUGGAAGCUGUCAUGGCCCACUGUAGGAAAAUGCAGGAACGUAUGUCAGCCCAGCUGGCUGCUGCCGAAAGCCGCCAGAAGAGGCUGGAGAUGGAAAAGCUUCAGCUGCAAAGCCUGGAGCAGGAUCACCGUAAACUAACAGCACAGCUGAAAGACGAACGUGAGAAGAACAAGCACAUCGUUAUGAUGCUGGUGCGUGAAUGCAAGCAGCUCGCCACUCGGGUGGUUGAGGAGUCGCAGCGCUUCGACGAGCUCCAAGCUCGCCUAGAUGAGGAGAGCCGCACCUCUGGCCGGCUCCAGGAGGAACUGAGCGUUGAGCGCCAGCGAAGUCAGCAGAUGGAGGCUAAGAUGGAAAAGCAGCUGUCAGAGUUUGACACUGAGCGCGAGCAGCUGCGUGCCAGGCUGGGCCGAGAGGAGGCCGAGAGUCAGGGCUUGCGGCAGCAGGUGGAGCAGCUUAGAACUGAAAGGGGUGAUGGGAAAGAUGGUGCAGCUGCUGCUGCUGGAGAGGAACCUGCUGCUGCCACCAGUACCCCCCCAACACCUAAAGAUAUGAUCUCUGUAUCCAUAGCAACAGAGCCCAUUAGCUGUCAAACAGCAUCUUGCCAAACAGAUGUUCCCCCUCCUGAAGUUGAGGGUCCUAAGAAGACUCCCCUCACUAUACCUGCCAAACCAACUCCGGCCAACUAUGUGGGCCUCAGCUUGCCAAAGACCACUGGAAGGGGGAUUGUCCACAGCAGUUCAGGAGGGUUGGCACAGACAGAGAAUGGCUCAGAAGGCCAAGUUCCUCAUGGACUACCCACCGGGGUCAGUCCCCGUGUUCAGGCAGCCCGCUACAAGUUCCAGGAACAGGACCAAAACGGAACGGCGUCUCAGAGUCCUCCAGCCCGCGACCUUUCCCCAACCAACCGUGACAACUUUGCAGCCAAGCAGCAGGCACGUCACACCGUGACGCAGGUCCUGUCACGCUUCACCAGCCCUCCCGCAGGAGGUUCCGGGUCCCUCCGUCCAGGCCUGUCCCACUCGGCCUCAGAGGGGGGACCUUUUCCAAGCCGCCUGAGCCAUCCCAUUGGCCUCAAGUCGCCCACCGUGACCAGGAUCGACCGGGGAAACCCUCCUCCUAUACCUCCUAAAAAACCAGGGCUCUCCCAGACCCCCUCACCCCCCCAUCCAUCUAUCAAGGUGGUGGGGGAGAGCAGCCGCUCCCCUGGGGCUGGUCUAAAGCCAGCCACCCCCCAGCUGCCGCCAAAACCUGCCCUGGACCUGGUCCCAGCCCUGACUGCCUCUCAGGUGGGUGCUCGCCCCCGCUCGCCUGGGCCCGGCCGGGGGCCUCAGCGGCAGGCAGCAACAGCAUGUGCAGAGUCGCAGCAAGACAUCAGUCCUGCCACUGCUGUCAGUAGCUCCUCCUCCAUACACCCUCCCUCCUCAUCCUCCUCCAUUAGUGCUUCAUCUUCCUGUAGUCCCCGUGCCUCAGCAGGCAGCCCCCUGGCAACAGCAUCAGGCUGGUGUCCCUCCGUAGUCUCCUCUCUAAGUAGCAGUGGGCCUGCUGCCCUGGACAGUAGGCACCUCCUGCUCCUCCAAGCUGCUUCCCAGGGAAAUGCCACUUUAUUGUCAAUGCUGCUUACCCAACCAGACUCGAACGAAACCACCAUAAGUAUCACUUCUACCACCUCAUCCAUGAACAUCACCUCUACUCCUACUCUGGAAAAUAUGCCCAAUCUUCUUGACCCAGACUUCCACCUCAAUCACAACCAAACUUCCGCCUUGUUUGCUGCUGCUCACCAUGGACAAACAGAGUGUGUGAAGCUGUUGCUGUCUGCAGGAUUGCCUGCUGACAUUUCGGAUGAAAAUGGAUUUACACCCUUACACUUUGCUGCCGCCCACGGCCAUACCAGCUGCGUGGAGGUGCUGCUAGCGUCCAGAGCAGCUGUGGACCCCGUAGCCUCCGAGGGGCAAACUCCCCUCUUCCUGGCCUGUGAGGCAGGAAGGCUGGACUGUGCUCAGGCUCUGCUGAAUGCAGGAGCCAACCGGUCACUCACCACCACUGAUGGGUGCACAACGCUGCAUGCUGCUGUCCGCUCUGGACACGUGGACACACUCCGUCUCCUCCUCCACCACCCAGCUCACGGUGGUCCUCCUGAUCCUGCUGACAGACCACCACUGUCUGCUGCUCUCCUGAACCAGGCCAACAGCGAUGGCUGGACGCCUGCACACAUGGCCGCCGCCCUGGGCCUGAAGGAGUGCCUGGAGGUCCUGUGCAGCCACACUGAGCAAGAUAUCGAGCGGAGGGAUAAGUGUAAUCGCACUAUUCAUGACGUUGCAACGGACGACUGCAAAGAUCUGUUGGAAAACCUCGAAGCGUACCGGGUCCUGGUGCUCUUAGAGUACUCAGGUGGAGGAACUGGGUCCAUAUGUCCUAUGGAAGCCCUGGAGGAAGAGGAGCAGGGCAGGGGGCUUCCCAGCAGUCAGCUCGUGCUGGGCAGGGUGACGGUGGACCGCUCAACGCGCUGGGCCCAGCUGAGAGAUGCCCUCCGCCACCUGUUCAUCUCCCACCUCCAGAUCCUCUGUGGAGACUCUCAAACAGCUCGAGAGGAGGCGCAGUCCUCCCUGCUGGGUCUUUCUCCUGCCAGCAUCUCCUGCGUUCUCAUCGGGGACACUAAGUGGUUGCCUGAUCAGGAGCUGCCUUUAUCUCCCUGGGAUUUGGUCAGAAAGCCUCUCAGCCAGUGUGCCACCAUCCGCCUCAGAGGUCUGCAAGAGUCGUGUCUGGAUGAGUUGGCCCUGGAAUCCCUCCUCCCUUUGCCUCUGCUGCACAACUGCGUCCGCCUGGUGGAGCAGUAUGGGAACCUCUUUUUUCACGGCCUGGAGGGCAGCUGCCAGGAGUACAUCGCCAACGUGGUCGCUCACUGCAUCAAGUGGAAACAGGAGGCGGAGGGAGCGAACUGCGACGUGGUGAGGGUGGAGGUGGAGGAGAACCUGAGCAAAGAGCAGCUGCUGGAGACCUUCAUCAACUGUGGCUUCCUGGUACCAGCGGUGCCCUCAGGCUUUGGACGGGUAGCUGGACACACUGACCGCUCCGUAGUGGUUCUGCUGGAGGGAUUGGAAAAGGCUUCGUCGUUAACAGGCUUGCUUGGAGAUCUCUGUGUCAGCUUGGACAACAGAGGCUCCGCCCCCCCUCUGAUUCUGAGCACAGGUUCACACAACGUCGGAGAGAACAACUUCCUGAUUGGCACGUUAUCUAAGCCCCGCCUCCAGGGAUCAGAGCUCCGCCUCCAGCAGCAUUUCCGCUGGGUGAUGCUGCGCUGGGACCAGGAGCCGCUGCACGGCCUGCUGGGAAGGCACCUGCGCAGGAAGCUGCUCCUUAAGCUGGGGACUGGAGUUUGGUCGGCGGAUGGCCUCAUGGAGCGCUCCGUGUUGUGGGUGAGUCAGGUUUGGCAGCAGCUAAAUGCCUGCCUGUCCCGCCUGGGCACCCACGAGGCUCUGCUCGGGCCGCAGCUCUUCCUGUCCUGCCCUGUGGUUCCCAACAACGUUCAGGCUGUUGUCAGGUGGCUGGCCCGUCUCUGGAAUGCCGUAGUCGUACCAGGGGUGGAAGCGGCGGUCAUCUCUCGCGUUAUGACCAAACGCCCCGCCCCCUCGCCCCCAUCGCCGUCUCCCUCCCAACGACCAUCUCUUAGCAACUGUGGUUUGAGUGCCGGACAGCAGGCGGUGGUGAAAGCCGCCCUCAGCAUUCUGGUCAACAAGGCUGUCAUGCUGGGAUGCCCCCUGCCUCGCCACGAAAUGGACCGGUAUCUGCUGGAGUUUGAGGGGAGCUCGUCUCCUCUGCCAGCCCUUGGUUCAUGUAAGGGAGGCGCAGGAGAAAGGAGACGAGGACGAGACGGCAGCAAGCUGAGACGCUCCAACACCAGCCCCAGAAAGAAGGGAAGCCCCUCCUCUAGUUGGAGCUCUGGAGGCUCCUUCAGAGAAGGUGCGGUCUCCGGCUCUGACGUCAGGUUCAUGUCCAACGGCCACAGGAGGUCGGCUGGUCUGCCGGCGUUCCUAGACGAUGAGACGGAUCUGAUCAGGGAGCUGCAGAACUUGUGUUCCAGCAGGUCCGAGCCGGACAUUAGCCAGAUCUCUGAGGCCAAAGACAACCUGAUCCAUUUUCCCAGCACUCCCAGUAUGGCGCCGCCUGCCCAGGAGUCCAACCAGGAAACUGCUGUCCAGCAGCAACCAGAGAACGCCGUCAGUGAGCCGGGCCACAGCUCCGACCAGCCAGCCCUUCAGAGCAUCAGCCGUCGUCCGGGCCCUCGCGCUAGGUCGCAGCUCCCCGUGCCAAGCAGCAGGGGGCAGCAGACGCGAGCAUCCCCGACUUGCAGCAGCAACACUAACAACAACCAAACCCAGACACCCCCCAAUGUCAGCAGAACUGCAGCCAGUAGCAGAACAAAGCAAGGUCCCCCGAGCAACAGCAACAACAACUACUACCGCAACCAUUUGAACGACCGCAGCCGCUCACGAGAAGAUAUCUGGAUUCUCCACAGAGAUCUGCACCAGAGCAACAGCGAGUAGACCCCCCCCAUCGCCCACCCCUGUCCCAUCUCCUCCAUCUCAAUGUAAAGACUAGGUACCUGAUGACCGUUGACUUGUACUUAUCUGUACUUAUUACACUGUACUGCAGUUGUGUACUUGGGGACCAUAGUUUAUUCUACUACAGUAUUUGAAUUAUGCGUAUAAGUAGGAAGGAAAACACUGUAAAGAUAAAGAAGACGAGCUUAAGCAGCAGGUUGUCUCUCUCUGUUGCCUUAAUUCCAGUGUUUUCAGCCUGUAUUCAGCUCCAGUGGAAGAAGAGACGCUUUAUGAAGUGUUAAUAUGUCAGAAACUGCCUCCGAAACACUCCUUCAAGUCCUUCGGUGUUCUUAAAAAAAACUAGUGUACUUCCAUAGGAAAUAAGGUCCCUGCAGAAAUCCAACGGAAACAAUCAGGCUUUUCUUUUCUUCUCUUUCUUGUUUUUUUUUUUUUUUUUUGCUAUGAAGUAUUUUGAAAUCCUUAAGUGUUUUAUCUCCAGAAAGUCGCGAGGUUGGUUUAAAUACUGUUUAAAAUUAAUCAGGGUUUUACCAAAUAUAUUUGUAAAUAAGAGUAAGUCGAAAUGCUCUAUAGAUUGGUGUACUUUAUGUGGUAUUACGCUUGUACAGUGAUGAAAACUUAAAAGAAACUGCUGAGGAAAAAAUAAAAAAAUGAACACUAAACCUUGUACAUAAGUGUUUGUAGAGAUGAGUUUGGUUUUAAACCCUCCACUUGUUUCAAAGUGAAUGGGAUGUGGCAAUAAGUAAUAGAACUGUAUAAACACAGGAUGUCCUCUGUCAGUUUUAAGCCAUAAUAAAUCUUUUAAA
Cyprinodon variegatus (sheepshead minnow) is the source of this 5906-nucleotide messenger RNA. It is a transcript of the gene cttnbp2, whose product is annotated as cortactin binding protein 2. The coding region runs from base 208 to 5085 and encodes 1625 amino acids. The record is from RefSeq and is a predicted model, not a curated record. The transcript has 23 exons. NCBI's taxonomy places the organism in Eukaryota, Metazoa, Chordata, Actinopteri, Cyprinodontiformes, Cyprinodontidae. Gene Ontology annotation, cellular component: glutamatergic synapse. Gene Ontology annotation, biological process: regulation of synapse organization. Gene Ontology annotation, molecular function: protein binding.